CCGUGUUACAAAAGCAGCGAUCACACCGGAUCGCACACAGCGUCGUUCUGCAGAGACAGAACAGUUGGGGAAAACAGCAACAAUGGGAAUAAAAAUCCAUGUGGAAUACUGCGGGAGAUGAGGGUACGAACCCCGCUACCGGGAGCUGCGCGACGUGGUCAAGCGCAAGUUCCCCGACGCGGACGUGUCCGGCACCGUGGGGAGACAAAGCAACUUUGAGAUUGAAGUCAACGGGCAGCUGAUCUUCUCCAAGCUGGAGACAUCAGGCUUUCCCAACGAGGAUGACGUCAUGGCAGAAGUUCAGAACGCCCACGAUGGAAAAGCUAUGCAGAAGAUCACCAAAAGCCGUCCAGCAUGCGUCAUCAUGUAAACCUCCCCCGGCCCCCCAGCAUCAUGACAGGCCAGUGCAACUGUAAACUGCCAAUGCCACCUCUGGUCUCCCCCCCCCCCCCUGCUGGAACCAGGCUGAAGUGAAACCUCGCUUUAUACAAAGCCAGCAGAAACGUCAAACGUCUGGCUCCCCCUUUCUGUUCUCAUUGUGGUGCUCCAGGCUGUUAAUGAUUACUGUAGCCUCAAAGGUUAAAGGUCACAGUAUGAUGAAUCCAUUCCUGGAGGUCCUGAAUGAUCGGAGCCGAGAUGGGGAGAAGAUGUCGCAGAAGGAUUGAAGGGCGUUCACUUUACUGUUCCUCCAGCCUCUUUGCCUGCUAUUCUCUAACUGCCUAAUUCUUUUGUCUUUCCAUGCUUGGUUUACUGCUCUCACAUGCAAACACCAGUUCCCACAGAAAGCAAAGAUCAUUCAAAGUUGAUAUGCUAAUGUUAUUCUUUAAAGGGCGACUGCCUCUUGGUUUCUGCCUCUGCACCGCUAAUGGCUAAUCGAUUCCAGGAUAUGAUAAAUGUAUGACUAAUCACUGUAAGGGUUGUGGAUAAUGAAGCAAUUUUAUAUCAUUCGUGUUUGGUAAAUGCUAAAUUAACCUCGCAAUAGUUUUUUUCUUUCUCCAUAUAACAUUGGAAAACGUAAACUUUUUUUUUUUUUCUUCAAUGAAAAGCUUCGCUGUAUUUUAAACUGUCGGGGAGAAGAGUGAUCAAAAGUGCUUCUGAAGACCACCACCCACUGGUCUGUCGGCUCACACCUAAUGAGAUGUCGGCUCGUUUGCCACAAAUAAUCUAAAUGUUCACUCCGUUAUCAGGAAUCUAUCAUCUUUAAAUAAACAUACUGUAUUAGUU
Molecule: messenger RNA, 1224 nt
Organism: Pseudoliparis swirei
Lineage: Eukaryota; Metazoa; Chordata; Actinopteri; Perciformes; Liparidae
Gene: mien1
Product: selenoprotein W, 2a
Exons: 4
Biological process (GO): positive regulation of filopodium assembly; negative regulation of apoptotic process
Source: RefSeq, a predicted model, not a curated record